UUUGAGAAGCAGAGUGGGGUUGCGGAUGACAAUGAUGGCCGCUACCAGCGACGAACGGAGUGCUAUGGAGCCUUCGAAGUUAAAUUCUGGGCAAAAUCACGGCGUCGAUCGUUUGAAGAUGCUCUAUCCAAUGGUGAACGAGGAAGAGACUCCGCUGCCACGUUCCUGGAGCCCAAAGGACAAGUACAGCUACAUAGGCCUUUCGCAAAAUAAUCUUCGCGUUCAUUACAAAGGAUAUGGGAAGACUCAUAAAGAUGCUGCUAGUGUUCGCACAACACACUCCAUCCCAGCUGCCUGUGGUCUGUACUACUUUGAGGUCAAAAUCGUCAGUAAGGGACGUGAUGGAUACAUGGGGAUCGGUCUCUCAGCACAUGGCGUUAACGUGAAUAGACUUCCUGGAUGGGAUAAACACUCAUAUGGAUAUCAUGGUGACGACGGCCAUAGCUUCUGCUCUUCGGGUACAGGCCAACCUUAUGGGCCUACGUUCACCACUGGGGACGUAAUAGGCUGUGGUGUUAAUCUUGUUGACAACACUGCUUUCUAUACGAAGAAUGGACAUCACCUAGGGAUUGCCUUUACAGAUCUACCUCCAAAUCUUUAUCCUACCGUGGGACUUCAAACACCUGGUGAAGUGGUAGAUGCGAAUUUUGGGCAGGCUCCUUUCGUCUUUGAUAUUGGCGACAUGAUCAACGAAUUGCGUGUGCGAACGAGAUUGCAAAUUAUCAAUUAUCCGACACCGGAUCAUGGUCAGGGCCAGUGGCAAGCUGUUUUACACAAGAUGGUGUCUACGUAUCUUGUUCAUCAUGGCUACUGUGCUACCGCCGAAGCCUUUGCUAGUAGCACAGGACAGGUCUUUGAGGAAGACUUUAACUCCAUUAAAAAUAGGCAAAAAAUUUUAAAGUUGGUCUUGGCAGGUCGUAUGGGAGAGGCGAUAGAUCUGACGAGUCGGUUAUAUCCAGGAGUCCUCGAGCAGGAUCCUAAUCUGAUGUUUGCAUUAAAGUGCCGGCAAUUCGUGGAGAUGGUAAACGGCAGUGACUCUGAGGUCUGUCAAAACAAUAAUGAAAAUCAGACAAGUGUUAUACAAUCGACAAAAACGUACGCAAAGCCCUCAGCCAAUGGGAACGUCGAGGAGAUGAACCUUAACAACACUUUGAAUGGAAGUGGAGAUCAGCAACUAAUAAACGGACAGAUAGAGGACGACGUGGAGAUGGAGGAGAACACGACAGGCGUUGUCAACGGGACAAAAAGCAGCAAUGGUUGCCAAAAUGGUAAUCCGAGCUCGAACGGGUACAAGUGUCAAAAUAGCGAAGAUGUCGAUAUGGAGGUGGACAACACCAAUCAAAGUCAGCAGCAAAAUGGCAACUGUAGCGUAAGCAGUGAAGGUGCCGUAAACAAAGGUAGUAAAAAGCAAUUGUGCGGCGGCAAUAAGCAAGCUAUUGAGAAGAUGCUGGAAUUCGGUAGACAACUUUACUCUCAAUCGAUACACCUGAGACAGCAGCACGGCAAGAACGAAGGGAAUAAGAAAAUGUUACAGGAUGCCUUCAGUCUCUUGGCCUAUUCGAAUCCUUGGAAUUCACCUGUCGGCUGGCAACUUGACCCGCAGCAAAGAGAAACCGUUUGCGCACGACUGAACUCUGCCAUACUUGAAUCGAGUAAACUGCCACGUCGACCACCACUAGAGGUCGCAGUGUCUCACGCGAGGGAGCUAGUGCGCUUGAUGUCCAGUACUGGACUCGGUGCCUGCGGCUUCGCGGUCGUAGACAACAUUAUUCAAUAUUGACGGUGCCUGCCUCUACUGCCACGAGCGUCCCUUCUACCUGCCCGAGUGUGGGUGAGUUGAAUCGUCGAUCGGUACGAUAUCAGAGACGGCUAGGGUUCUCUUGAUUGACUCGGGCCGUUGCAAAUCUCUCUGCGAGGCGCACCGGCUGUUCGCAUCGUCGGGAUAAUCUUCACAAUUGGAGGAUCUUUUAGGAUGCGGAGACGGAACGUGGAGCAGAUGAUUCUGUUGACGCAGCAACGUCGCGAUGUCGCGUGCCUCUUCAGCUAGAGCAACCCGAAAUUCUCGGUGAUACUCGGCUUGAUCUCACAUCACAGACACCACAUGGCAGAUGUGUCAACAAUCUGUCUGACCUGUCAACCAAAAUGACUAUUGACCCUUUUUUUAGCUUCACUUUCGAAGAACAGUCACUUUGGAAUUAAUAAAUAAUGGCGACGAACGGUUGUUCAAUAUUGUUGAUCCCUUUGCUCUCAGGUGCCUGUCGAAUCCUUUGUGUCCCACUUUUUGCUAUUACCAAUUUUCCUUUUUUUUGGGAUUGUCUCUUUACUUUGUUAUACUUUCAAAUCUCUCGUUUCUAUUGUCAUUGCCGAUAGCGCAAAUUUCUAUUAAUAUUUCUGCUGUUGUGUUUCUUGUUUCUGUACCUUAAUUACUAGUCUCCAAAAAUGAUUUGAAAAAUUCGAUCGCUAGAGAUUCAUCUCAGUGCUUUCUGAGAGCGGUUUCUAUUAUUGUAUCUUAUUGUACCAGAGUCGACACUAUUGUUAUUGUAAUGAGUACAUUAAUGCAUUUUUUUGUUCUGAAACCAUUCAGUCUGAAAAGUGCAUCACGUUUUCUUUCUUUUCUUUUUUGAUAAUACGUUCUUAGGAAAUUUUUGUUUACUACGACAUCUUUUUAGCUUCGAUCUUUGUCGGCCUAAGGGUCAAUGACAUCAAUUUCCCAGGGUUAACCAAAAAUAAUCCCAUCCACCCAGCUUCUUCGUGUCCUCUAGAACUUCGUUAUUCGCCAGGUCACUCUGGGAUAGAGGGAACAUUUUUUUUAGAGAUAGACAAGGUCUUACGUUUAUACAAAUAAUAUUGAGAAACAAAAAAAAAACAAAAAACUUAACUAAGGAACGAUCUUGUACUCUAUACUAAGUAAUUGUUUUUUAUAUGCGACAUAGUAUAUUAUUAUAUUAUAUAUUAUUAAAAAAAAAAGAAAAAGAAGAAGAAGAAAGGAAGUCGUAUGCAGCUGGGAGUAAGCGUGCGUUUAAAUACAAUAAUUUACUAUAUAUACAAGAGAAAAAAAAACAUAAAUUAAAUAGGUUUACUCGAAUCGAAUAAUUUCUAGUGUUAUGUUUUAUGUAUUAUAGAUAAAAGCUACAAUACGAAUACAAGCGAAUACAAUAAUGAUAUGGAAGACAGAGAAUUUUGAAAUUUUUUUUUGGAAUUUUCAGUCGCACAACAUCUCAACAACAACUCUCUCAGGAUCCUUUAACCUUCUGUUAUCAGCUGUAUGUAGAUGAUUCAAUGAUUUUUGUUUUCUUUUUUUUCUAACCAAAAUUUACAUCAGCCCUUCUCUCGUGAAAAGCGGAAAUAUCCAUUCAACAUGAUUCAGUUAUCAUUCCAUUCUUGGAUCACCUCCAGUGCACCAAGCCCAAUACUUAUUCAUCACUCAGGACAUUCUGAUUUGUUUUUCUUUUCUUUUUUAAUUCUCUUCCAUGUUACGCCGUGUAUUCGUAUAACCUCACUUUCUCCUGUCCUUGGACUUUAUUGCUCCAAUCAAUUUGAAUUAUUUAAUUAUUCCGUACCUCUUGUACACGUCGAAACUCUUAGUUCGUAAAACGUCAGCCUGUCGUUACUUGAGUUUUUCUGUAUUUAUCAUUGCUACUUACAAAAAUAUAUACAUAGAUACAUAUAUGAAUAUAUAUGUAUAUAUAACGUUUGUUUAGACUUUGUAUUAAUUUUAUUUACCCGUCAAAAUUUUUACGCUGCUCGACUUACCUCACGAAAGGUUUGAUUAACAAAAUUUCACACGAUUGUAAUUCUUUUUUUUUCCAAUAUUGCCAAUUACGAUAAUGUGAUCAAAAAUUGUACAACGAUCGUAUAAUGAUGCUAUUAAACAUGUAUACAAUGCCGAUGAUGUUUAUAGGGUUUAAGGCAUUUGCGUUCAUGUAAUUAUUAAUUAUAAUUUUCAGCAGAUUCGUUCCUGAACGUUAAUUGAUCAUACUCACGGCGAUUAAUUAUUUUUGCAAUAAUACUUUCUCCUUUGGUACUUUUUUUUCGUCAAGUCGUCGUUGCAUUAAGGUGACAAUUAAUAGAAUGGAAUAUUCUAGAAUUCGCAUAUCCAAUAUCUCCGAGGACACACAAAGGGUGUCUCGAAAAGUAUCGCUUUGUAGUAGCUAAUAAACAAUAUUAAUAAAUCUCGGUUAUGAAAAAAAAAAGAUAGGGGAAAAAAGGUGACGUAAACAGAAUUUGAAAUGGCGCUGCUCGCUGUUUGAAAUUCCAUCCGACUUAAUGAUCCGUUUUAAUGGAAUUUAACCGAAAGCAGAAUCUUAUAUGCGGAGAGAUAUUCUUGGAACGUCCUGUACACAAGGUAAACAUACGGAUACACAUAUACAUCGAGUCAAGUGUGAUUUGUGCAAGUGUAGUUUUUUACCGGCCCCAUUUGCGAUACCGAUCAAAAAAUUUUUUUUUUUCAUAUUUAUUAUUAUUAUAACCUCAUUUACCAUUAACCUCUUCUUGCCCGAUAUACGAUGGCAUUAGAUCGCAUUUUCGGAAAGGAUAAUUAAUUAGAGUUGGCCGUUAUUAAAAUCGUCCAAUCAAAUUUUGUUAGAGACAAUGGUAGUGUCGAUCAAAGAAUUAAUAACGAUAACGAUCAAGUUUUUUAAUUAAUUCUUUAAAUCCUUCAUAAGGUUACUAAGUUGGCAGACGCUGCAUAUUUCAUCGUAUCAUCUUCUCGUUGCACAUUCGUCACGUUAUUUAUUUUUAUCGCUUGUCUCUCGAUGUGCCUCCUUGCGAAGAUACAAAAACUAUAUAUACCUACGAGAAGACUUUAUAUUAUAUGAAUGUAAAUUUGCGUUUAACCUCGAAAAACUUUUAUCCAUUUGAAUUUCACGUAUUUACAUAACUACCACUCACGAUCCUUACUUAGACCUAGAUUAGCGACGAUAUAGAAUAUAUUCGGACGAAGUAAUUGAUUAAACAAUGUUAUUUUUAUACUUAACACUGAUACAGUGAUUUGAUGAUAAUGAAAAAGUGAGAAAAAAAAAUAGAAAAUGUAAUAUUGCGUUAUAUGCACCGAAUUUCUAAUACGUAUGUUUAGUAUUAUUUAUCUUGUCUGUACGUAUGAAUGCGUCAGCGUAUGCAUGUAGUGCUGCGACAAGGUGUAUGAAGAUAUAUAUAUAAACACAAGAUAUAUACAAGGUGGUCCGAAAGUUACGCAUUAGAAAAAUUAGAAUUUUACGAUUUCUACCUACGCGAAUAUUAAUUUUUUUUUUAUUUGCGAUAAAUGUCACUUUACAAGAUCAACUGAUAUAACGACAGAGGGACAAAAAAGGGAAUCCAGACUUCUACGCAUAAUUAAUGUACGACAAUGUUUACGCGUUAUUAUAUACAAAAUUACGAAAUAAUCCCCUGUUAACAGAGAAUGCACGAUACGGGUAAAUAGAAUUAUUAUAUCAUGGAUAAAUGAUAAAGAAAUAUAUAAACUUUCGGACCAACUCACUUUUGAAUACUCAAAAAUGUAAUUAUGUGAUAGAAAUCUCACGUGUAAAUACAUAAGGUGUAUUACGAUUUUAUUAAUUAAUAAUAACGGCAACUGGCAACGUGCGGUAAUGUAAUAUUUUCAAAUAAUACGCAGCUACCAAAAGUUAAUUCCAUACGGUUUACAUGAGCAUGUUAUGUAUUCGUCUACGUGUAGAAUUUAUUACAGAAAGAAGAAAAAAAGGAAUAGAAAAGAAACUGUACGAUAAGCGAUAAUAAUAUCUGAUAACGAAAUUAUCUUCUACUUCAUUCGUUAAUUAAACGGUGACGAUUAAAGAUGCAACGUCAGUAGCGAUUAUGUGAUAAAUCGAUAAACUUUGACGGGUGAUUAAACACUUUAAUAGUCUAUUACGAAUCAAACUGUUGCAAUACAUUGUAGGAAAUACAUUGUGAAUUAUAACGUAUCAAUAUAUAUGAAUAUGAAUAAAUUUUCAAAAUUGCCGCCAUUACGGUAAGUUUAAAGUUAACGGGAAUCCAGUAGCGAUUAUUUUACGAGAUACUGCAGACUGGGGGUGACAGAAUAAGCUCAUAAAGGAAAGGACAAGUAUGAGCAAUAAUUUCUUGCUAUUUAAUAUGUCGUAGAAAUAAUAAGCAGAUGAAAUUUUUAAUCUUAUUGUAUAAUGUACAAAUAGCUUAUCGUUCAUUUGUAUGGCCUUAAGCAGUAUUCGCCGUUUGUCUUUUAAUCGGAAGGGACGUCACUAGAAAUUUUCAUUCACGCGUUUGACCUCAUUGUCAACGUGUACUUUAUAGUUUUAUUGAAAAAUGUUCACUAGUUGUAUUUUUGAUUAUAGCUUUACGCCCAGAUAUCUGCUAAUCAGCCCACACAAUACAAUGGACGACGUUUGAUACCGAAAUAUAUUAUAAUGAAUAAAUUUUAUGUUUAAAACUUG
Molecule: messenger RNA, 6404 nt
Organism: Cephus cinctus (wheat stem sawfly)
Lineage: Eukaryota; Metazoa; Arthropoda; Insecta; Hymenoptera; Cephidae
Gene: RanBPM
Product: ran-binding protein 9
Exons: 8
Coding region: 26-1780 (584 amino acids)
Biological process (GO): cytoskeleton organization; cell surface receptor signaling pathway
Cellular component (GO): cytoplasm
Molecular function (GO): protein binding
Source: RefSeq, a predicted model, not a curated record